GGUUCACCUUUAGAUGUUCUUAAAGAUGAAAGGGUUCAGUACUGGAUUGAGAAUUACAGAAAUUUAUUAGAUGCCUGGAGGUUUUGGCACAAACGAGCUGAAUUUGAUAUUCACAGGAGUAAAUUGGAUCCCAGUUCCAAGCCUUUAGCACAGGUGUUUGUGAGUUGUAAUUUCUGUGGCAAGUCAAUCUCCUACAGCUGUUCAUCUGCCCCUCAUCAGGGAAGAGGUUUUAGUCAGUAUGGUGUGAGUGGUUCACCAACAAAAUCAAAAGUCACAAGUUGCCCUGGCUGUCGAAAACCCCUUCCUCGGUGUGCACUUUGCCUCAUUAAUAUGGGAACACCUGUUUCUAGCUGUCCUGGAGGAUCCAAAUCAGAUGAAAAAGUGGACUUGAGCAAGGACAAAAAAUUAGCUCAGUUUAACAACUGGUUUACAUGGUGUCACAAUUGUAGGCAUGGUGGGCAUGCUGGACAUAUGCUGAGUUGGUUCAGGGAUCAUGCAGAGUGUCCUGUGUCUGCAUGUACAUGUAAAUGUAUGCAGCUGGAUACAACAGGAAAUCUGGUACCUGCGGAGACUGUCCAGCCAUAAAAUGUUACCACUUCAAGAAAACCUUCAACUUUCUAAUAGAUGUUCUUCAUAGUUCAAAAACAUACCUCAGAACAAGUUACUCACGACUUUCCUAUAGUGGGAAAAUAAAUCAUUCCAACAGAUGAGCAGUUUGAUAUUUGAGUGAUUUUGGUGUUCUUUACAGAGACAAAUGCUGCUGAAAUGUGAACAUCACAGUAUGGACAUAGUUCUGUUCUGUAGGUUGAAAAGUUCAUUUUGGAAGAACUUUAUAGGUUUUUAUCAGAAUUAUGGAUGCUAUGUGAGAGUUUUUGAAAUAAAAAGUACAGCACCUGGAUCUUCAAAGCUGAAAUUGGAUAUCUUUCAAUAAAAUCUUUACACUUUUAAAGUAAAGUGACCAAUGCAGUGAUUCACAUGAUAGUAUAAGCUUAUCUAUGCUUAGAGUCCUUUA
Castor canadensis (American beaver) is the source of this 1012-nucleotide messenger RNA. NCBI's taxonomy places the organism in Eukaryota, Metazoa, Chordata, Mammalia, Rodentia, Castoridae. The record is from RefSeq and is a predicted model, not a curated record.